Messenger RNA from Tarenaya hassleriana, 2772 nucleotides. Its product is annotated as U-box domain-containing protein 33. The transcript has 9 exons. The coding region runs from base 3 to 2564 and encodes 853 amino acids. NCBI's taxonomy places the organism in Eukaryota, Viridiplantae, Streptophyta, Magnoliopsida, Brassicales, Cleomaceae. The record is from RefSeq and is a predicted model, not a curated record. Gene Ontology annotation, biological process: protein phosphorylation; protein ubiquitination. Gene Ontology annotation, molecular function: ATP binding; ubiquitin-protein transferase activity; protein kinase activity.
CAAUGGCUCUGGUGAGUCCAAUCCCGACAAUGGGAGAAAGGGUUGGAUCCAUGAGAUUUCAUGGGAUAGAUAGUCCAGGAUCCAGGUCAAACAGGACCGAGAUAAUGGAGGAGCCAGUUUCGCGCUUGAUCGAGGAGAAAGUCUAUGUGGCGGUGGGGAAAGAUGUGGCAAAGAGCAAAUCCACUCUCAUCUGGGCACUACAGAACACCGGAGGCAAGAAGAUCUGCAUCCUCCAUGUUCACCAGCCGGCCCAGAUGAUCCCUGUUAUGGGUGCGAAAUUCCCAGCUAGUGCUGUGAAGGAGGAGGAAGUCAGGGUGUACAGGGAAACAGAAAGGGAGAAGGUGCAUAUGAUCCUGGACGAGUACCUUCGUUUAUGCCAGCAGAGAGGGGUCCGGGCAGAGAAGAUGUAUAUUGAAAUGGACUCUGUCGAGAAGGGCAUUGUGCGAUUGAUCUCCCAGCAUGGAAUCAGGAAGCUUGUCAUGGGAGCGGCAGCCGACAAAUACCACUCUAAGAAAAUGAUGGAUCUGAGAUCCCGGAAAGCCAUCUCUGUACGUCGAGAAGCACCGGCUACUUGCCAUAUAUGGUUUACCUGCAAAGGAUCCCUAAUUUACUUAAGGGAAGCUACAGCUGAUGACAGUGAGUCAGAAUAUGCAUCUCCACGUCCUUCCAUCAGUGGAAGUGAUGAUCUCCAAACUCUCUCAUCACCGGAAUCUGAGAGUCGGCCGAAUAUUUCUCAUGUGGAAAGCAAUGAUUCAGUUCAAGAUUUAGGGCACGAUGCAAGUUUGGCUGGACAAAGCUGGAGGUCAUCAGAUGACCCCUUGGAUACUGACAAGGGGGAGAGAGCUCUGAGAACCAGUCCUUCAGGAUCUGAUAUACAUUUGAGGCAAUUUGUGGGGAGCGGAAGUGCACCAGGCUCGAGUGCAGUUGAAGUGAAUUCUGAUCACUCGUCUCCUCGCAGUGUCCCGGGCGAGAACCCAGAUGAUGGAUUUUAUGAUCAAAUCCGACAAGUUAUGGCAGAUGCCAAGAAUUCGAAACGGGAAGCAUUUGGAGAGGCAUCCAGGCGCCAGAAAGCUGAAAAAAAUGCUCUUGAUGCCAUCAGAAGGGCUAAACAAUCAGAAAUUGCCUAUUCUGAGGAAUUGAAGCGAAGGAAAGAAACAGAGAUUACACUGGCCAAAGAAAAAGAGAAACUUGGAAAGAUAAAAAAGGAGCAAGAAGAAGUCAUGGAAGAACUCAGAAGUGCAUUAGAUCAGAGAGCUCUGCUUGAGAACCAAAUAGCAGAAUCUGACAGGACAGUAGAAGAGCUGAGACAGAAGAUCGUCUCGGCUGUAGAGUUGUUACAAAGCUUCAAGAAAGAACAAGAUGAGCUCCAGACAGAACGCGAUAGAUCACUCAGAGAAGCUGAGGAGCUAAGGAGAAAUCAAACCGAGACCUCAGACCAACAGUUGUCUCAGUUCUUCACUGACUUUAAUUUCUCGGAGAUCGAGGAAGCAACCAAUCACUUUGAUCCAACCCUGAAGAUCGGGGAAGGUGGAUAUGGGAGUAUCUUCAUUGGUAUACUUCGCCAUACACAGGUGGCUAUAAAAUUGUUGAAUCCUACCAGUUCGCAAGGUCCUGUGGAAUAUCAACAGGAGGUUGAUGUGUUGAGUAAAAUGAGGCAUCCAAAUAUCAUCACACUCAUUGGAGCCUGUCCAGAAGCAUUGAGUCUUGUCUAUGAGUUUCUUCCCAAUGGAAGCCUUGAAGACCGGCUUAACUGCAAGGAUAAUUCUCCGCCCUUAUCAUGGCAAAACCGAGUGCGCAUUGCCACUGAGAUAUGUUCAGCCCUUAUGUUUCUACAUUCCAAUAAAGCUCAUAGCGUUGCCCAUGGUGAUCUAAAGCCAGCAAAUAUCCUUCUCGAUCCCAAUCUCGUCAGCAAAUUAAGCGACUUUGGUACCUGUUCUCUACUUUGUCGUAAUGGAAGAACAAGUGCCUCAACUGAUGUCAAGGGUACUUUUGCGUACUUGGAUCCAGAAACCUGCAAUAACGGGGAGCUAACCCCGAAGUCAGAUGUUUACUCUUUCGGGAUUAUAUUGUUGCGGUUGCUGACCGGGAGGCCAGCCUUGAGGAUUACAAACGAAGUGAAGUAUGCAUUAGAGAGCGGAAAACUGAGCAGCCUUUUGGACCCGUUAGCGGGUGACUGGCCGUUUGUUCAGGCUGAGCAGCUGGCUCGAUUGGCACUGAGAUGCUGUGAGACGGUGAGUGAGAACCGUCCAGACCUUGGGACGGAAGUGUGGAGGAUACUUGAACCCAUGAGGGCCUCUAGUGGAUCGUCGUCUUUCCAUCUCGGUCCUAACAACCACCACCAGAUAGCUCCUCCGUACUUCAUUUGUCCUGUUUUCCAGGAAGUGAUGCAGGAUCCGCAUGUGGCAGCAGACGGGUUUACGUACGAAGCGGAAGCUAUAAGAGCGUGGCUGGACAGUGGAAACGAUACUUCGCCUAUGACAAACGCCAAGCUUUCCCACACCAGCCUUGUUCCCAACCACGCUCUUCGGUCCGUCAUUCAGGAAUGGCUUUCACAUCAUCGGUAAACAUACGUAGAGCAUACUGUAUAUUUGUUUUUUGUUCAGAAUAGUUGUAUAUAUACCCCCUGUAUUUUUGUCAGAUGUGAAGAGAGAAAGUCAUUGAGAGAUGUCUACAUAUAUACAUACAUAAUAUGAUGUUUGUAACGCAAGUUUAAUACUUUAAAAAAGGUCGUUUGUUGUAAGAUAUGCAUAUUAAUGUUACAGUUUUAUCAUC